AUGAUUGAAAAAGGAAAUAAACCGGGAGAGUUAAAACUGUGGGUAACCAAACCGGUCUUGAUUAAACCGUCUCGGGAAGGUCGCCUGGGAGAGAAAACUCAGCGCUCAAAGGUUGUUAUCCUCGCAUCAGUCUUUGUUUCAGGAAGACCCCUUAAAAACCAGAUUUUGUCUACUGAUGAAAACACCAAGAAAGAGACAUCUAUGUGGACGAUGCAAGAAAUCCGGACACAACCGAGCAACAUGCAAGGAGGAAGCACUGGAAUAUUGCAAAGCUCUCAGGAUGUCACAGUUCAUCGGAAACAAAUGACAAAUGGAGAAAGAUGGGAGAUUUACCAUGCUCUGUUGGCAAGAAGCAUCAAUGGGAAACUGAAAGAAUAUCAUACAACCGAGGUUUCUAAUUUAUUCUCCGUACCUCUACAGACAGUGCAAAAGAUUUGGAGGAGGGCCAAAAAUACUCCCAAUGGUGAAGCUGUUGAUGUAUCACACAAGAGAAAAGGUAAUUGCGGUAGAAAGAAAACUCAUGUUGAUCUUUCUCGAAUUGUUGAUGUUCCACUUUGUCGCCGUAAAACAUUACGGUCAUUAACCGCUUCUUUGGAUGUGAGCUGCACAUCACUGUUUCGAUGUCUAAAAGAUGGGCUCAUCAAGCGCCAUACCAAUGCUAUAAAGCCGUCUUUAACAGAGAACACUAUGAGAGUUCGAUUAGAGUUUUGUAUCUCCAUGCUCGACAGAAGUACUAUGCCGGAUCACCCGAAGUUUAAUGCUAUGCAGGAUGUUGUUCAUAUCGACGAGAAGUGUAUCUACAUGACAAAAAAGACAGUCUUAUUAUCUUCAUCCCGUUGA
Messenger RNA from Raphanus sativus (radish), 840 nucleotides. RefSeq lists its product as uncharacterized. The record is from RefSeq and is a predicted model, not a curated record. The transcript has 3 exons. NCBI's taxonomy places the organism in Eukaryota, Viridiplantae, Streptophyta, Magnoliopsida, Brassicales, Brassicaceae. Bases 1 to 840 code for a protein of 279 amino acids. Gene Ontology annotation, molecular function: nucleic acid binding.